Messenger RNA from Oncorhynchus keta (chum salmon), 4715 nucleotides. Its product is annotated as mitogen-activated protein kinase 8-like. The transcript is spliced from 12 exons. The record is from RefSeq and is a predicted model, not a curated record. NCBI's taxonomy places the organism in Eukaryota, Metazoa, Chordata, Actinopteri, Salmoniformes, Salmonidae. Gene Ontology annotation, biological process: protein phosphorylation; JNK cascade. Gene Ontology annotation, cellular component: nucleus; cytoplasm. Gene Ontology annotation, molecular function: JUN kinase activity; ATP binding. The coding region runs from base 217 to 1533 and encodes 438 amino acids.
CCUGGCAAUGCAGAGAGAGUAGUGCAUUCGGGGAGGUCAUGUUUGAAGCUGGACAACAUAAUAGCGAAAUUUGUAUUAUCCCUAAAAAUAAACUGAAUUCAUCGUCAAGGACGCGGACUAUUGUGGAGAAUUCUGGAGUGAUCAUUCUGUAUUUUGUUGACGGAGUCCAGAGAGCAUAGUUUGGAUGCCCAGAAAGCAGCUCCUCAAGGUUUCAUCAUGAAUAAAAACAAGCGAGGAGAAGAGAGGGAGCUCUACAGUUUAGAUGUCGGAGAUUCCACCUUCACUGUUCUGAAAUGCUACCAGAAUCUAAGGCCCAUCGGCUCAGGAGCACAGGGAAUCGUCUGUUCAGCGUAUGACCACAACCUUGAGAGGAAUGUGGCUAUUAAGAAGUUAAGUCGGCCGUUCCAGAACCAAACGCAUGCCAAGAGAGCGUACAGAGAACUGGUGUUAAUGAAAUGUGUCAAUCACAAAAAUAUCAUUGGCCUAAUACAUGUAUUCAGCCCACAAAAAUCAUUAGAAGAAUUUGCAGACGUAUACAUUGUGAUGGAGCUGAUGGAUGCCAACUUGUGCCAGGUGAUUCAGAUGGAGCUGGAUCAUGAGAGGUUGUCCUACCUGCUCUACCAGAUGCUGUGUGGCAUCAAACACCUCCACGCUGCCGGCAUCAUACACAGGGAUCUAAAGCCCAGUAACAUUGUCGUGAAGUCAGACUGUACGUUGAAGAUCUUGGACUUUGGCUUGGCUCGGACAGCGGCUACAGGUCUGCUGAUGACUCCCUACGUAGUGACCAGAUACUACAGAGCACCAGAGGUCAUACUGGGGAUGGGCUACCAGGCCAACGUGGACAUAUGGUCUGUGGGAUGUAUUCUGGCAGAAAUGAUCCGCCACAAAAUCCUGUUCCCAGGAAGGGACUACAUUGACCAGUGGAACAAGGUGAUAGAGCAGCUUGGGACUCCGCCACAGGAGUUCCUGAUGAAGCUCAACCAAUCAGUGAGGACGUACGUAGAGAACAGGCCGCGUUACGCAGGAUACAGCUUUGACAAACUCUUCCCUGACGUCCUCUUCCCUGCAGACUCAGAGCACAACAAACUGAAAGCGAGCCAGGCCAGAGACCUGCUGUCUAAGAUGUUGGUGAUCGACUCGUCUAAGAGGAUCUCUGUGGACGAGGCCCUGAAACACCCCUAUAUCAACGUGUGGUACGACCCAGCAGAAGUGGAGGCGCCCCCUCCGAAGAUCACAGACAAGCAGCUGGAUGAGCGAGAGCAUACGGUGGAGGAGUGGAAAGACCUGAUCUGGAAGGAGGUGUAUGAGUGGGACGAUUGGACCAAGCAGAAUGGCGUGAUCAGAGGACAACCUCUUUUAGGUGCAGCAGUGAUUGACAGCUCCCCUCAGCACCCCUCGUCCUCCUCCUCAGGCAAUGACGUAUCCUCCAUGUCGACUGACCCCAGUGACCCUAGUGAACCCACCAUGACCUCUGACACGGACAGCAGCCUGGACAGCCACACCUCUCUGGGAGCACUGGCCUGCUGCAGAUAACAUGCACACAUAUACACUUCUGUCACAGUAUAUAGUUUAAAACACUUAAAGGGGCAAUCUGCGAUGGUUACAUUUUUUUUCCUGCCUUUUUUAUUGAAUUGACAUAUACCAAUUGAUUCUUGAAGAAUAUAAUAUAUAAAUGCUUUUACUCCAUUGUUUGUAAACAAACUCUGUAUAGUCUCAAAACAUGAUUACAUUGUGUUUCCUCCAUUGUUUGUAAACAAUGCAAUUGUAAACAAACACUGUGUAUAGCCUCAAAACAUGGUUAAAAUUAUACUUUUGAUACUGUAUCAUGGAUGGUCAGUCCUUGCAUCCAUAGCUUUGUUUAUGAAUUUCAGAGCGAUUACAUUUCUCUAGCCCCAACCCUAAGUUGCUUACCAAAAACAGUGGUGGGGUGACUGCUUUAUUGUUGUUUAAACUGCAGAUUGCCCCUUUAAGAGUCCGUAAUAAAAUAAAAAUGUUUUUAUUUAUUUUGUAAAUGCACAGUUUUCAUUUGCUAUGUCCCCUAUAUCAGGCAUUGCCGAUUGUGUACAUGCUGUAAAUUACUAUAUUUAUUUAUUUUCUUGUGUCAGCUUCUGUCCCACCAAGCUGUGUAUGUCUAUGCUGUAAAUGAUAGUGGUUCAAAUCUCACAGUGGAUGGAACUUUUCCCCCUUUUCCCUAUAAGAAAGUGUUUUCUUACAAACACAUAUUUAUUUUCUAUUAUAAACUUCGAGCCCUGAAUGCUGAUUGACUGACAGCUUUGUUAUAUGAGACCGUAUACCACAGGUAUGACAAAACAUUUAUUUAGCAUUAAAUUAAACCAUUAAAAAACCUGGCCCAAAUACCUUUGUCACUUAGCCAUCUUUGUUGCUUUGUUUCUUCAACCAGUGGCCCAUCCCACUUGGCUCUAACCCUUCAAUGUUUGCAGUUCUUUAGGUUUUGGAUAGGUAUGUACAGGUCUGCAAACAUCAAAGGGUUGGGGCCAAGGGAAAGGGACAAAGGCUGCUUAUGUUUUAUUGGCGGGGCCAGGAGUCUUUCCUCAGGUCACAGGACCAGGAAAAUCUCCCAGCCACAUUGAUUUGAUUUAAGUGCUCUUACAGUUCAGGGAUUUUUGAAAGUCGGGACAAUCCUUGACCGGCAGAUAAACUUUAUUUUUAAUGUUUAUUUUGUUGCAUUAUUUGAUCCUAAAAAUUACAUUUAGGGGAAUUUUAUCAGGGGAAAGAUUUGCUUUUGGAAUUUUCUAAAUAUUUUCAAUAUUACAAAUGUCCAUGUUGUCUCUAUGCCUGGAAAUGUCCUUUUCGGGAGCCAAGGGGGGCAAUUUCAAACUCUCCAAAAAAGUGUUUAAAAUUCUUAAAACGGCAAUAAUGAACAUUAACUGAAAAGGGAUCUUAGGUAGUUUUUUGCAUUAGACCUCUGACUUAAAGGAAUAUUUCUCUCAAAACUGUGAUUCCUAAAAUAAAUUGUUAGGAGAUUUGAUGAACUCCGUCAGAUUUGUCUACAAUCAUUAAUUAAUCAAGAAUGAUCCGGGUCAGCUCCACCUCAUGGACCUUUUCUUAAUGUCCUCAUUACAUAUAGCGCAACAAAACCACUCAUGGUCUGCAAAGUGAUCUACUUUUGAUAGAUUUAAAGAAACAAUAUUGAAAUCAGUCGGUCACAUUUUUGUCUAACGUCAACUCCGCCAGUGCUGAAAUAUAUUAGAUAAUGGUUAUAUUUUUAUUGGGAAUUUUCAAAUAAAUCAUUUUCUAUAUUUUACAAAUGUUUGUAUUGAAUUUUUUUUUAAAUGCAAAAAUAUGUAUUUUGUUGUCAACUCCAUCAGUGGCUUGUCAUCUUCAUCACUGAUGGCUAACCCCCUUAAGGUCAAUAUUUUGUCAAUAUUCUGAAAAUAUAUACAGCUGAAGUCAGAGGUUUACAUACACCUUAGCCAAAUACAUUUAAACUCAGUUUUUCACAAUUCCUGACAUUUAAUCCUAGUAAAAAUACCCGGUGUUAGGUCAGUUAGGAUCACCUUUAUUUUAAGAAUGUCAGAAUAAUAAUAGUAUAGAGAAUGAUUUAUUUCAGCUUUUAUUUCUUUGAUCCCAAUUCCAGUGGGUCAGAAGUUUUACAUACACUCAAUUAGCAUUUGGUAGCAUUGCUUUUAAAUUGUUUAACAUGAUCAAACGUUUCGGGUAGCCUUCCACAAGCUUCCCAUAAAAAGUUGGGUGCAUUUUGGCCCAUUCCUCCUGACAGAGCUGGUGUAACUGAGUCAGGUUUGUAAGGCCUCCUUGCUCAUGCACACUUUUUCAGUUCUGCCACAAAUUUACUAUAGGAUUGAGGUCAGGGCUUUGUGAUGGCUAUUCUAAUAUCUUGACUUUGUUGUCCUUUAGCCAUUUUGCCACAACUUUGGAAGUAUGCUUGGGGUCGUUGUCAAUUUGGAAGCCCAAGCUUUAACUGAUGUCUUGAGAUGUUGCUUCAAUAUAUCCACAUAAUUUUCCUACCUCAUGAUGUCAUAUAUUUUGUGAAGUGCACUAGUUCCUCCUGCAGCAAAGCACCCCCACAACAUGAUGCUGCUACUGUAACAGGGUUAUAUUGGUGAUUCCCCUUGCCACUUUAUUGUUAAGCCAAUGGGUUUUUGGUUUGAGUUUGUCUUGCCUUCACCUACUCAACAUGGCAUCUUAUUGGCUGGUUUGCGUAGCUUGCUUACGAGGGGGGAUGUUCCAGUUAGAAUCGUCCCAGUGAACAAGCACCAAACCAGCGGUAAGUUGUUGGUUGCAAAGCACCGUACGUCAAAAGUGAUUUUAUGCUCUCAAGUGAUUAUUUAAAUGUACAAUUUAUAUCAAAUAGUUUGUAAAUGUUAUUCAAACAUCACACAUAAGAUGCAGGGGUUUUUGGAGAAUAUUUGUUGUGCAUUUUGUUGUAGAGAAUUCACGCCAGUAUUAGCUAGCAACUUACUGUGUCUGGUGGGGGGGGUUCAUAUAUUUUGUACAGUGCGUGAGUGCAGAGUUGGAUGGUGAGACGGGCAUUGCAUGACGUGCAAUCUUGUGUCGUUCUUAUCAGGUACAUUGUUAAAGAUAUUAUAUUGUAAUUGUAUUAUUUUGGUAACUGCCCAGUGAACAAGCACCAAACCAGCGUGCGUGAGUGCAGAGUUGGAUGGUGAGACGGGCAUUGCAUGACGUGCAAUCUUGUGUCGUUCUUAUCAGAAUAAAGCUACAUGAUUGGUGCUACA